Peronospora matthiolae is the source of this 1515-nucleotide messenger RNA. The record is from the annotation of a GenBank genome assembly. Lineage: Eukaryota; Oomycota; Peronosporomycetes; Peronosporales; Peronosporaceae.
AUGAAUGCUGUCAACUUUAGUCGCGUAGAAGCUCAAGUUCUAGCUGCUCGCAAUGAGGCACCAAAGCAACAAUUACCGCUUCGACGCGGCCAUUUCGGCCGUGUGCGAAUGUCCAGAGACGACGUGAACCGGUACAUUGCCACGGCCAAGUCGGUUCUAAACACUGCUCUGGAAAAGUCCCGAGAAGACCGUCAAGUUAGCAACGUCAAGUACCGCUCGUGGAAACAGCUCGGCAGGUCUCAUGCGGGAUUCAAACGUCUCACGAAGAUUGAUGAUAACGGAAGAGACGUGCAGUAUCGCCUCCAAGGCACGGUCCAGGCAUCUUUUCAUGACUUGAUGGGGGUCUUGUACGCCGAUUCCACGGCUCAGGUCAUCGAGCGUCGAAAGUUUUUAUCCGACGAUAGUCUCGAUGCCCAGACGCUGUGUGUGCUCAAAGAACGCAGUAAGGAGAACAUGGAGGAGCACAUUUCAAUUCGGUGGGAAGCGAUCAACUUGAGUAACAAUAGUCCCAUCUACCAGCGGGAUAUGUGCUACCUCGAGUUUACAGGUGUGACUACAGACGUGGAUGGAAGAUCCGUCGGCUUUAUGAUCAAGCAAGCUCUUGACCACGUCAAUUGCAUGUCGCUCAAAGACUCACAUGGAUUAGCACGACUGGAGCUGACUGAGAUUAUGCUCCUCGAGCGAUCCAAAGACUCGACUAGCCGCGUUGAUAUCACUCUGGACGGUGUCCUUCGACGUCCGACAAAAGUGCCAGCAUGGCUUAUCAACUCGUAUCUCGGCACGACUGCCACUUGUCUAAGUAAGCUCCCACUUGUCGUCCAGGAGCGGUUGUUAGCAAGACUGCCCAUGCUGAGUACGUGGCAGUUCGUGCCGCCUUCAUCCCGGAAAAAGUGCCACGUGUGCGCCACCCGCUUCGGGAUCUUGGCCAUGAAGUUCAACUGUCGCAGUUGUGGAGACGUUGCGUGCAAGUCCUGCAUUGUAACUCGAACGGUGGGCGAGACUACCAAGUUUUGUACCAAAUGUAUCCUUAGAGUAUCUACCGAGGACGCUGGAGCAGCAGCAGCGGCUACAUUGGCGGCUUGUCCAUCUGAAUGUAGCUCGGCUUCGUUUACUACAUCUACAUCCUCAACGGGCAGUUGUAGUCAUCGGGAUUCGGAAGUCCCGGCAUUGACUUCAACUACUACAACUACAACGUCGUCCAGUCAAAGUGAGAGACGAGCGGUGACUGAUUCACGGAUGCGAAUGAACACGAAAGUGCUGGAAAACGUCAAAGAUUGUCGAUGUUAUGGGUCACUCGACGAAGAAGUUGACGAGACGUUGGAUACAAAGCACAUGCUCCGACUGGAUGCCCGUGACUUUUUACCCGUGCUUGGUGAUCAAAGUGGUGGUCAAAGCAGUCGACAAAAGCCAAGAUCUGCUGGAGCUGUGGAGGACUCGAUCGCUCACCAGCGAUACUUGAUACAAGAGAUGCUGUCCCAGGCAAGCAACUGCCAUCAGCAGCGGACUCGGGUGUAA